Messenger RNA from Adelges cooleyi (spruce gall adelgid), 1484 nucleotides. RefSeq lists its product as uncharacterized. The transcript is spliced from 2 exons. The record is from RefSeq and is a predicted model, not a curated record. Lineage: Eukaryota; Metazoa; Arthropoda; Insecta; Hemiptera; Adelgidae. The coding region runs from base 20 to 1465 and encodes 481 amino acids.
UGCUACUAAACACGGAACAAUGAGUUGGAAAAUUAUAAUUUUAUUAGCUAGUUUAAACGUUUUAGUAACAUCGUUACCAAAUGAUCCAAUUCAAGAUCAAGGAGACAAAUUGUAUGACGGGAAAUUCGUUAGCCUGUUAAACUCUAUGAAAACUUUAGACGAGAAAAAAUUCGAUUUCAACAAAAUCGAUGUUCAACAGCUUUCGGAAGAAUGCGGCGCGGACGAGAACUGUUUGGGCAGUAAAAAGGCGUCCUUAGAACAGUACCACCAGAAAAUGCAGGGGAUACAGUGUGUUAAUGGAUUAAUUGUUAUGGAAAUUUGGGAAAAAAUGGAUAAGGAUAUAAGUAAUUUUGUUGAAAAGAAACCCUUCGCUUUUGUUGGGACUACAGCUAAGGAUAAACUACAAAAAAAAGCUAAACAAUACAUUCCUUUCAUGAGAAACAUGUUGUCGGUACUACAGACAGCGGAAGUGGCCCCUUGCAGUUGGCAAAUCGAAAUGUUUACAUUUCUAGCCGGCCUCGAUUUUUCAGACUUGGAUUUCGAUAAAUACGUAAACAAUUUUCCUUCUGUGCUUUUAGGAAUGAACAUAAAAAAAUAUAUUGACCAGUGUACACUGCGAAAUUAUUUAAAAGAAAAUCCCGACAAAAAAAAUGAUUACAUUUCUCGAUAUGUUAACGACAUCAAUGCAUAUACAAAACAUCUGUAUGAAAACCCUUCCUUCGACUAUGCUUACCGUAGCUCCGAAAACUACACCAUACGGAAUCUAAUGUUGGUGCAUUUCUAUGACCGCCAUGCGUUUAUAUAUGAUUGGUCCACGUUGGCAAUCAAACCAAACAUGAGAGUUGUCGAAACACGUGUGAACAAGCUAAUCGACAAGUACAACCCGAUGUUUUCAAAUCGCCUAUGGGCAACAGAACCAAUAUAUAGUAAUAAGUUCCAUUCGUUGAUCGUAAAUUGCAUUCACUUAAGACUGUUAUACCAUGUAUAUGUUCACAUACAUAUAUAUCACACUAUACAGUCUCAAUUGCUGCUUAACAUUGAUAUAUCACAAAAUAUUAAAAAAGGCCAACUUCUCAAAAGUUGGUCUUUUCUCGUAGGUCCUCUUAAAAAAGCUUUAAGGGAACUUAUGAUUGAAGACAAUAUGUAUUGGUCUCUGGUACGCUUUAUGAUGGAUAGUACAAAUAGUAUGAUUAUAAAUAAACUCACAAUUUGGGAGCAUAUCAUGAGAAAACAAUUUUCAAUUCGUUUAGAAGAGAUAACAUUUGUGAGAAAAGCUGAAGCCGAUGGUGUAUUGACGAAACUAACCGUUUCAGAAGACUGUGAUAAAAACCUUGACACUAUCAAGGCUAAUGCCGUUAUGCUAGACGAAUAUACUAAUCAGAUAAUUGAGGUUUCAAAGCCAGUCGACGGUGUUUUUGUUCAAUUGUUAGUGCUUGCCGAAAAAAACCCAUUCCAUUCGCGUUAAUCUUAUGAAUUUUGUAAUU